GGACUGGAGUGUAGCCUACCAUGAUGAUGGUGCUGAGUACUACAUGGCCAUGAGUGGGCUCAUAGGGGAGCAGGAGGAUGUAGCCAAGCUGAAGUUGCUUCUCAGUGACCGGGCCCAGCAGGUCAGCUUCUGUCUCACCUUUGACUACCGUGUGGUGGGCCAUAAUGUGGGAACUCUCAGGGUGCUGCUGGAUAACAAUGCUUACCCAGUAUGGGAGCAGAGCCAAAGCAGAGACCAGGGCUGGCAGACAGAGCUCCUCACUGUGGCCUGGAAAGAAGAGGCCCCAGUAUCUAUUGUCUUUGAAGCGCAGCGUGGGAAAGGUGUUGGAGGGGAGAUUGGGUUGAACAAUGUUGUGCUGACCUCAGGGCCCUGUCAAGAGGAUGUCAGUCCAGUCUUUUAAGAAACUCCACCCAGGAUUUCCAACUUGAAAAUCAGCUCCAAUUGAAACUGGGACUUUCUCUGUGUUUAACUCAUGGCUUAGCCACAGGACAGCCACAUAAAGAUGCAGACACAGGUCUCCAGGAAAGAUUAUGUACAUUCAGAGCAUGCAUGUUUACGUUAUGACCAUGCUGCUACAUCAAUACAUCCUACUACAUUCUCUACCAUUUUCUUUUACAAUACAAAUAACUCAGAUCUCAGGAAUAGGUGGAAAUGCUAACUUUGUCUGUUAAUUAGGUUUGACAGUAUUGUGUGUAGUCCUUUGCUGUGCUUGUGAUAGUACAUUGCUGAAGUUAUCUGAAAAUAAUCUGACAUGUAAUGUGAAUUCUUAGGUGAAUUAUAUCUGAUAUUCAAUCUUAGAUGAAUAACUUUUGAAGGCUAUUUUGCAUGAUAAAAUGUAUCAGUGCAUAACUGCUGUGAAUUUCGCUUUCAUAUUAUACUGUACUAUUACAUUAAAUCGGUUUGUUUUUUUCUAA
Molecule: messenger RNA, 914 nt
Organism: Micropterus dolomieu (smallmouth bass)
Lineage: Eukaryota; Metazoa; Chordata; Actinopteri; Centrarchiformes; Centrarchidae
Product: epidermal growth factor-like protein 6
Exons: 3
Coding region: 44-400 (118 amino acids)
Cellular component (GO): membrane
Source: RefSeq, a predicted model, not a curated record